AUGUUGACUUUUUUCGGGUAUUUGCAAAUUCGGCAAAUAUCUGAUGGGGUCUUCGACGGACUGGUGAACUUGCAGUAUCUGUAUUUUUACAACAAGCUGGAGAGUCUGUCUGUCGGGAUCUUCGACGGGCUCAUUAGCUUAAAGGGUCUACAUCUUUCCGCCAACAGUCUCAAGAGUCUGCCUGCAGGAGUCUUCGACGGGCUCCCGGCGUUGCAAGAGCUAUAUCUCCAAAACAACCAGCUUUCCUGCAUCUCUUCCCAGGCCUUCAAGGGACGCGAACCUAAAUCAAUCAACAACAUCAACAACUCCAUUACAAGCAACAACAACAUCAACUCCAUUACUAGCAACAACAACAUCAACUCCAGCGACAACUCCAGCAACAACUCCAGCACCAACUCCAGCACCAACAACAUCGUCAACUCCGUUACAAACAAGACCAUCCACUCCAGCAACAACCAUAGCACUGACUUCAACAGCAACUCCAGCACCAACGACAUCAUCAACUCCGUUAAAAACAACACCAUCAAUUCCAAAGCAACAACCAACUCCUGGACCUCCUGGAUCUAUGGAACCUCCUGUAUCUUCGGAACCUCCUGUAUCUCUGAUUCCUCCUGCAUCUGUUAG
Messenger RNA from Guillardia theta CCMP2712, 624 nucleotides. RefSeq lists its product as hypothetical. Gene Ontology annotation, cellular component: plasma membrane. The record is from RefSeq and is a predicted model, not a curated record. Gene Ontology annotation, molecular function: protein binding. Bases 1 to 624 code for a protein of 207 amino acids. Lineage: Eukaryota; Cryptophyceae; Pyrenomonadales; Geminigeraceae. The transcript has 3 exons.